UGAUAAACUCUGCCUAUCCUCCGGUCGUUCUUAGUUACCACAGCCAGAAGGUCAUAAACCUCGUUUAUUUCUAAAAGGAAUCUUCUCAAAAUGUGAUUUUAAACCUAACCACACUGAUAACCACACCCUAACCUUGAAUUAAGACCAAAAAGCUAAUUAUAGUUUUGAUGAAUUUUUAGGAUAGCCUAACGGACAAUACUGACGUUGUGACGGUGGUAACUAGUGGAAACCCUAUCCUCCCUCCCCCGGCGGAGGUGUACGAUCGUGGAGUCAAGCAAGAGAGCGUGAUUAACUGGCCAGAGAACCACGGUGUUGCUCCGGACUGAGAAUUCACUGCGACUCGGCAGAGCCCAAGUUUGCUACGAGACGGCCGCGACCACUGCGAGAACAGUUGGCUUGAGAAAUCUCCGCCUUGACCGCCUGUCUGGAUAGCCCGCAUAGAGGCCGACAUCCCACUACUUGCCAAAUACAGGACUGGAAACGACUGCAGAAUAGGACCCGUCAUAACAGGAAUAUUUAUCGGCGUCUGCUCGGCUAUUUCUCCCAGAAAUGGACGGUUUCGCCGGCAGUUUGGAUGACAGUAUCUCGGCGGCGAGUGCGUCUGACGUGCAGGAUCGUCUGUCGUCGUUGGAGCUGCGUGUCCAUCAGCAGGAGGAUGAGAUCACCGUGAUGAAGGCGGCGCUGGCCGACGUGCUGCGACGCCUAGCGCUCUCCGAGGACACGGCCGCCACCGGCAAAAAACAGACCAGCGCCAAAGGCCAUAAUCCCCUGCGCGAGGCCUACUCGAUGUCCUGCAUCCCCAACGGCAGCUCCAGCAGCCGUAAGCCCAGCCAUCGAGACCGAGAUAGCUCCACAGUGUCCGUCGCCAGGAAGGAUACCUUCUCCUCAGCAGCCAAGAGCGGUCAGACAGCAGAGAGGAAAAAGGACACCCUUCCGAUGGAGGGCAUCAAGGAGAAGCAGGAGGGGCCCUCCCAGCCCAACCAGGCUAACGAUAAAGCCCCCCCUGCCAGCCCCAUGCAGCCCUCGCCGUCCCCCUCCAGCUCCAGCCACCCACUCUCCCCACACCCCCCUCAGUCCCAAAGGCAGGCCCAGGAGAGCAAGGGCACCUCCCCAGCCAAAAGGGGUCACAGUGCGAAGCGGGGCACGGGGAUAGAGCGUUCUCAGAGCAGCACGUGGGAGAGUGGCGAGGAGAGCAGGAACAAGCUGGUGAAGGCUGCUUCCACCUCCAAACUGCUGGCCAAGGUGGUGAAGAACGCAGACAAGCAUAAAGACCCAGUGAUCAGCCAAGCCAAAAUGUCAACCCGUGAGAAAAACAGCCAAGCUGAGGGAGACUACAUCAAGAUGUUCAUGCGAGGUCGACCCAUCACCAUGUUCAUCCCCGCCGACGUGGAGAACUAUGAGGACGUGCGCACAGAGCUGCCUCCGGAGAGACUCAAACUGGAGUGGGUGUAUGGCUACAGGGGGAAAGACUGCCGAGCCAACGUGUACCUGCUCCCUACAGGGGAGAGUGUUUACUUUAUUGCCUCUGUGGUAGUGCUCUUCAACUGUGAGGAGAGGACACAGCGCCACUACCUCGGCCACACAGACAGCGUCAAAUGCCUUGCUGUUCACCCUGAUAAGAUCCGCAUUGCCACGGGACAGAUUGCAGGAGUGGAUAAGGAUGGGCGGCCACUGCAGCCCCAUGUGAGAGUGUGGGAUUCGGUCAGCCUGUCCACCCUGCAGGUCAUCGGCCUGGGCACCUUCGAGAGAGGGGUGGGCUCCCUGGCCUUCUCCAAAGCGGACUCCGGCACACACCUGGCGGUGAUUGAUGACUGCAACGACCACAUGUUGACUGUCUGGGACUGGCAGAAGAAAUCCAAGAUCGCUGAAAUCAAGUCUACAAAUGAGGUGGUGCUUGUGGUGGAGUUCCACCCUACUGAUGCCAACACCAUAGUAACCUGUGGCAAGUCCCACAUCUUCUUCUGGACCUGGGCUGGCACCUCGCUGGCACGCAAGCAGGGCAUCUUCGGGAAAUACGAGAAACCCAAGUUUGUUCAGUGUCUGGCCUUCCUCAACAACGGGGACAUCCUGACUGGAGACUCUGGAGGCGUCAUGUUGAUAUGGAGCAGGAGCACAGUGGAGCCGACCCCAGGGAAGGGACCCAAAGGUGCGUACCAGAUCAGCCGUCAGAUCAAGGCCCAUGACGGCAGUGUGUUCACUCUGUGUCAGAUGAGGAACGGGACCCUGCUGACCGGAGGGGGCAAGGACCACAAGAUCAUUCUUUGGGACCACGACCUCAACCCAGAGAGGGACAUAGAGGUCCCCGAUCAAUAUGGAACCAUUCGCGCUGUGGCCGAGGGCAAGGGGGAGCAGUUUUUGGUGGGCACUUCGCGUAACUUCAUCCUGAGGGGGACAUUUAAUGACGGUUUCCAGGUGGAAGUGCAGGGACACACAGACGAGCUAUGGGGGCUGGCGUCGCACCCCUUCAAGGACCUGUUCCUAACCUGUGCCCAGGACAGGCAGGUGUGCCUGUGGAACUCUGUGGACCACUCCCUGGAAUGGAACAGGCUCCUGGAUGAGCAUGGCCACUGUGCCGACUUUCACCCCAGUGGUGCUGUUGUGGCCAUCGGUACUCACUCAGGAAAGUGGUACGCUCUGGAUGCAGAGACCAGAGACCUGGUGGCCAUUCACACAGACGGCAACGAGCAGCUGUCAGUCAUGCGCUUCUCCGUAGAUGGCACCCUGCUGGCAGUGGGAUCACAUGACAACUUCAUUUACCUCCACACCGUGUCGGAGAAAGGCCGCAAGUACACCAGAUGCGGGAAGUGCAUUGGACAUUCCAGCUACAUCACACAUCUUGACUGGUCCCCCGACAACAAGUUCAUCAUGUCCAACUCAGGAGACUACGAGAUCCUCUACUGGGACAUUCCAAACGGCUGCAAGUACAUCCGUAACCGCUCAGAGUGUAAGGACAUCGACUGGACCACCUAUACCUGUGUGCUGGGCUACCAUGUCUUCGGAGUGUGGCCUGAGGGUUCCGAUGGUACAGACAUCAACGCCCUGAUCAGGUCCCACAACAGGAAGGUGAUCGCUCUGGCUGAUGACUUCUGCAAAGUGCACCUCUUCCAGUACCCCUGCGCAAGACCUAAGGCACCUAGCCACAAAUACAGCGCCCACAGCAGUCACGUGACCAAUGUGACCUUCAUGCACAACGACAGUCACCUGGUGUCCACGGGCGGGAAGGAUACCAGUGUCAUGCAGUGGCGUCUGGUGGAGAAGACCCCCUCAUUGGUCCCCAGUGACUCCUCCCUCUCUCUAGGGGAGGGGCUCCUACAUAACUCCAUCCUCCGUGCCGCCAUCCCAGCGGUGCCUCUGACGCCCACCCCCACCAAGCCGGCCGCGACGCCAACCCCUACCCCGCCCACCGUCCUCGACCUGACCUCUGACCCCACAGCGGCGCACUGCGGGGGAGUGGCUCUUGUCACACCUCCCCCCACGCCAACCUCCCCCACGACCAACGGACGGCAGGAGAGCUCCCCCGAAACCCCUCCCCCCGCCGAGCUAACCCCGCCCCCCUCUGACAGCACGCUGAGCCUCAAGGACAGCCUGGACCCCAGCGACGACACGGCCACGCCUAGCGACGAGGGCCGCCCUUUCACCCCACCCUCGUGAAGAGCCUCAGUUGUGACGCAGCCCAGCUCUCACACCUGCUCAGCGCUCCCCCCUGGAGGCGCCUCGAUGUCGCUGCGUCUCUCAGGAGGGUUCCAUCUCUGUUCAGGUCUCUUUUUGUUUUCAGUUUUAGUUUUAUCUUCAUGCUCUUCUUUUUGUUUCUUUUUGAUGUCUGCGUUAUUUGGAGAAGGAUGGAGGGUGUACGUGAGACAAGGCAGUGAUAUUAGUGGUUUAUGUUGUUUUAAAGAUGAUCACCCGACGUUGUGAGAGUGUGAGGAGAGAAUGCUGUGGUUGUUCUGGUUCAUACGGUUAAGUCGUGUCUGCUAAUGCUCACUCCUCAGUCCAGCCCUUAUUCAAUAUUGAUCACAUGUCUAAGCUAUGUUGCCAUAGAAACGUAUACUCAUCUAAUCCUUACUCGAGAAUGCAACAACCUGCAAUAACACACCAUAGCAUCAUUUGCGACCACAUACAACCAGUAAUAUACCAUCACAUAUACCAUCACAUACAGCUGAUGAAAACAUACUCCAUCACUCUGGGCUUUCAAACAGGUGUGUGUGUGUGCGCGCGCGUGUUUAACUAUACUUCUGGGGACCAGAAGUCCUCACAAGACUAGUAAACAAACAAACAUUUGAACAACUGUUGAUCCCCACAAAGUCAAAUGCUAUUUCUAGGGGGUUAAGGUUAGAAUUAGUGUCUGGGUUAGAAUUAGGUUUAGGGUUAGCAGCUAGGGUUAGCAGCUAGGGUUAGGUUUUUGGGUAAGGGUACAGGUUAGGGGUUAAGGAAAAUUGGAUUUUGAAUGGGACUGAAUUGUAUGUCCCCCACAAGGUUAGCUGCGCAAGACGUGUGUGUGUGUGUGUGUGUGUGUGUGUGUGUGUGUGUAAGGGCUGACAUGCAUGCAGACUGCCUUUCCAUGGCAAUAAGCUGUUCUCUCUAGCAGAGUCCCUGCAGGAAACUCAUCCAUCCAGCCUCGUAGUGGCCAGAAAGGUUAAAAAUGAGCCAUAGGAUAUCCUGUGACCAUGGACACAAUGACCACACUGAACCACCAGCCACCAGUGCCCAGCAGACUCUCACCUGCUCGCCCUACAAUAACAUGCUACCAUUUUUUUCCUGUUUAUUUUUAUUUCCCUUUUGGAUUUAUACCUUUUAAAAUCUUAUCCUGGGGACUGUUCCUUCUCUGCUGGAAUGGACUGAGAUGUAUUUAAGAAGAAAAAAAGAUUUGAAAAAAAAAAGUCUUAAAAGUCUGCGAACCGCCGUUUUCUACAUUUGUGUCAUUCCGGCUCAUCGCCCCCCCCCCCCCCCUUUCUGCAGAAAUCAGGACUGGAUCACUCUCACAGGAAUACACAGCCAGCAGAGGGAGGGAGAGAGCCCCCUCUGUGUUUUUCUACACAGCCCUCUCUGUCUCCCUUCGGUGGGAAUGCGCUGGUACAUUUAGAGAGAGAGGGAGACUCUUCUGUUUGUCGCCUGGAAGUAGAGGAUAGAGAAUUGAGAGAUUGCGUUUUAAUUGUCCGUCCGUGACUAGGGAGAGAAAGUGGAGGCUUUCUAUAGCAAGGAAGACUGAAGGACGAUAGAAGGGAUAUGCAUACCCAUGACUAAGGCCUAUGUGGCAAUGCACAGUAAAGAUUUUGAUAGUAAGUACAGUCAUUUUCCAGGUUUGUCAUUAUCAGAAGGAAGCGGGAGGACUUUGUAAAAAGGUAUGUGGUGUAGAACGGUGUAGUUGUAGUGAACAUGGGACUGACUGUGAAAGGUAAAGUGCAUGUCGGUAAUGGUGUACUAAAGUCGGUAAUGUGGCAUUGACAGGGUUGCAGUGAAGAGGUAGAGACGUUAUCAAUCGUAGUGAAAGACUGCAUGAGGGCAUGGUUGUGUCGAUGUUAUGCCGAUGUUAUUCUAGCGUUGCCCUCAAAUAUGUAGACUUCCAGCUGGCCCACAAAGAACCUCUUUCUCUUUUUAUAUUAUGAGCAUUUUCAGAUUUCUUUUGUUUUUGCAAAUCAACUGUUUUUUUUCCUUCUUGGGAAUGCUUUUCUAUAGGUCGAUUUUCUCUGUAGUUGGUCCUGUAGUUUGUUUCCCCCUGUGGUUCUGUGGUUGUAGUGAACAUGGGAUUUCCUUCCCAGAAUGCUGAGUGCAUGGAACGUGAACACGCUUUUUGAACCUCGUUCAAUUACAGGUGUCAAUCUAUAAACUAACUCGUACCUUACGAUAUCUGGAGUCUUUCCGGAACGCUACAAAGCAGUUUUCCCAGGGGGGGGGGCAUGUGGUCUUGCUAGAUCUUCCCCUCCCAUACUCAUUCAUUUUGUACUUUCAGGUGUGGCUACUUUAUGUAUAUAAUGGUAUGCCUGUGUGUAUAUAUCUGGUCUCUUCAUCUUGAGAUAUAGAUAGAUCCUCUGAACCGUUUUUCAUUGCUUUCUUUUACCACUAGGGGGCACACUCCUCCAGCUCAUCCACAGGCCAAGCACGUACAAUACAGUGUGAAAUAAUGUCUCUCUCGAGUCCGCAUAAUGUGCUCUUCUUACCAUGACAGGUUGUUAUGGUGGGGACAGUGAACUGGCUUUCCGGGGGGUGUCGCUCCUCUUGUUUUUACAGUGUAUUCAUGGCCAAUCACCUCGCCCUUGUAGACUUGGUUAGUGGUCUACCAAUCGGGGGGCCUACAGCCGUUAUGUACUUUGAAUGUUGCUCUGACGAAUGGCCUUGACAUAAUGUCCACGUUGAGAGGGGUUCGGGGGUGGGGGUUCGGUAGGUUUUGCCUGUGUUGGUUAAAGGGAGGGGAAAUGUUUUUUUUGAAGAUAGGGAGGAUUAGUAAGGUGUGGAGGGUUUGGACACCAGGGCAUCCCGUGUACUGGGCCCUGACAAGGAUCUAAGGAUUUUGAGAGGUAGAGGGCCAUUAUUUCUAUUCAACCAUCUUUUUAGAGGAAGUUUUUCUGAAGGGCUUGUAUAGAACCAUGUUUUUUGAGUUAGAUGGCUAGUAUCCAAAAGACACAAAGGGAAAAAAGGGGAAGGAGAGAAGUGAGUUGAAAACACAAAGCUCCUUGACUGGUCUGAAACCUCAGCCUUGUGAAUGAAUGUCUAAGUGUCCUGGGGGGGGGAUGGGGGAGGUAGGGACACCGUGGUUGGAAUGGGGGAGGGCAUAAAGGAGCGCGGGGGGGUGGGACACAGACAUGUACAACCUUUUGUGAUAUUCAAAAUAAACAUGGUUGUGACCAUCCACGAUGACGGGGAUACUGAUGAAAUGUUGAAAUGAUUUGAUGGUGAUGAGAUACUGUAUGAAUGACGACAAAAAACAAAAAAAAACAUGUUUCACGUGACAAUGUUUGAGACGCUCUGUCUCUAGAAAAAUACUGAAGAUUUAAAAAAAAAAAAAUGCAAAUAAACAUUUUAAAACAGA
This is a messenger RNA of Salmo salar (Atlantic salmon), 7024 nucleotides long. RefSeq names its product EMAP like 4 (gene eml4). The record is from RefSeq and is a predicted model, not a curated record. Gene Ontology annotation, molecular function: microtubule binding. NCBI's taxonomy places the organism in Eukaryota, Metazoa, Chordata, Actinopteri, Salmoniformes, Salmonidae. Gene Ontology annotation, cellular component: mitotic spindle. Gene Ontology annotation, biological process: microtubule cytoskeleton organization.